Molecule: messenger RNA, 249 nt
Organism: Penicillium roqueforti
Lineage: Eukaryota; Fungi; Ascomycota; Eurotiomycetes; Eurotiales; Aspergillaceae
Exons: 2
Coding region: 1-249 (82 amino acids)
Source: RefSeq, a predicted model, not a curated record
AUGUCUAUCCCGGUCCCGGAACCCAGAACCACAUCUGUUGCCAACGGCACCAGUACCAACGCCUUAAGCCAAGGCAACGUCAGCCAAGUGCCGGCAAGCAACCGCAGCAGUGUGGAACGAUUCGCACGAGCACCAGCCUCCGAAGGCCCUUACUUCGCCAAUGCGCGGAUGCCAGAGAGAUCGGCACACCUCGCGGCGCUAUCAAGCCAACUCAAUGCCAUAGAGGAGAUUAUGAAGACUGGGAGUUAG